Molecule: messenger RNA, 657 nt
Organism: Cyphellophora europaea CBS 101466
Lineage: Eukaryota; Fungi; Ascomycota; Eurotiomycetes; Chaetothyriales; Cyphellophoraceae
Product: GTP-binding protein ypt5
Exons: 4
Coding region: 1-657 (218 amino acids)
Molecular function (GO): GTP binding; GTPase activity
Source: RefSeq, a predicted model, not a curated record
AUGGCCGCAAGAGGACCAGCAGGUCGCCCUGGGCCAGGCGGUCGCUUCGCUCAAUUCAAGCUCGUCCUUCUCGGUGAAUCUGCUGUCGGCAAGAGCUCAUUAGUUUUGCGGUUCGUGAAAGAUCAGUUCGACGACUAUCGAGAGUCAACAAUCGGUGCUGCCUUUCUCACACAGACCAUCGCACUCGAUGACACCACCACGGUCAAAUUCGAAAUCUGGGACACUGCCGGUCAAGAGAGAUACAAGUCCUUGGCCCCAAUGUACUACCGGAAUGCGAACUGCGCAGUUGUUGUAUACGAUAUCACCCAAGCCUCGUCUCUGGACAAGGCGAAAUCGUGGGUGAAGGAGCUACAACGCCAGGCCAGCGAGAACAUCGUCAUCGCGCUCGCCGGCAACAAGUCAGAUAUGGUUACCGAUAACCCCGACAAGCGCGCUAUCCAGACUGCCGAUGCUGAGCAGUAUGCUAAGGAGGCCGGUCUGCUCUUCUUUGAGACUUCUGCGAAAACCUCCACCAACGUCAAAGAACUCUUCACCGCAAUUGCGAAAAAAUUACCCCUCGAUCAAGCCGGUCCACGCAACUUGAGAGCCAACACUCGCCCAGGCGUGGAUUUGCGGCCCGAAUCAACUCAGCAAGGCGCUGGCGGCUGUCAGUGCUAG